Messenger RNA from Pelodiscus sinensis (Chinese soft-shelled turtle), 921 nucleotides. The record is from RefSeq and is a predicted model, not a curated record. NCBI's taxonomy places the organism in Eukaryota, Metazoa, Chordata, Testudines, Trionychidae.
GUACAGUAACUCUAUGCUUCAUUGACCCCCACCCACUCUCUAUAGGCUGCGGCCCUGGUGGAAGAAGAGACUAGACGCUACCGGCCCACCAAGAAUUACCUCAGCUAUCUGCCCACACCUGACUACAGCGCCUUUGAGACUGAAAUUAUGCGGAAUGAGUUUGAACGCUUGGCAGCCCGGCAACCCAUAGAGCUCCUCAGCAUGAAAAGGUAUGAGCUGCCUGCUCCCUCCUCUGGUCAGAAGAAUGAUAUCACAGCGUGGCAGGAAUGUGUCAAUAACUCAAUGGCUCAGCUAGAGCAUCAGGCUGUUCGGAUUGAGAAUCUGGAGUUAAUGUCCCAGCAUGGCUGCAAUGCUUGGAAAGUGUAUAACGAACACCUGGUUCAUAUGAUUGAACAAGCUCAGAAAGAACUACAGAAAUUGAGGAAAAACAUUCAAGAUCUUAACUGGCAGCGAAAGAACAUGCAACUCACAGCUGGAUCUAAGCUACGAGAGAUGGAGUCAACGUGGGUGUCUCUGGUCAGUAAAAACUAUGAGAUUGAGCGAACGAUUGUGCAACUAGAAAACGAAAUCUUGCAAAUUAAACAGCAGCAUGGGGAAGCCAACAAAGAGAACAUCGAGCAAGACUUCUGAGGUCUGACCCCUGCCAUUCACUGUAGCAUACUUCCAACUGUUUUUAGAGAAGCCGCAUGUCCUUAGGCUUGCUAAUAUCUAUGUAUGUGUAAUGAGGUGAAAAAAACCAUCAUUAAUGCUCAGUUUCUAGUUUUGGAGACUAAGGCAGAGAGAGGUAGAGCAGGUUCACGAAAAAAAAUCCAGCUCUAUAGACUGAAUGCAUGAAGUUUCCAUGGGUGAAUCAGUGGUUCUUGGACAGAACCAUAAUUGUUUUUGUGUAUCUUAAACCUGAAAUAAAUUUUUUUAACAACA